Coccidioides posadasii C735 delta SOWgp is the source of this 4295-nucleotide messenger RNA. RefSeq names its product Dynamin- GTPase protein (gene DNM1). Gene Ontology annotation, cellular component: cytoplasm; microtubule; peroxisome. Gene Ontology annotation, molecular function: microtubule binding; GTPase activity; GTP binding. Gene Ontology annotation, biological process: mitochondrial fission; peroxisome fission. NCBI's taxonomy places the organism in Eukaryota, Fungi, Ascomycota, Eurotiomycetes, Onygenales, Onygenaceae. The record is from RefSeq and is a predicted model, not a curated record.
UUUGUCUUCUGUUCACAGGCUUUUUCCCCAGUUUUACUUGCUCUUGACUGUUUCUCUUGUCGCCUUAUCUGCGCCGCCAUUACCCUGGUUCAGCAGGUUCAUGUAGCAGCUUACCUUGCCGCAAAGUCUGCUCCUGGCGUUCUCUAGCUUCUCGCCCGUCCCAGCCCCAAUUCUUCCGGCUUCUCAGCGGAAAUCUCCUUGCUAGCAAGGAUAAUCGCUACCGCAUAUUGACAAUAGUGCUUUCUUGAAAAAUGGCAUCAUUAGGGGAAGAUUUGCUCUCUACCGUCAAUAAAUUACAGGACUUGGUUUUUAAUACCAUUGGAAGCGACUCCCUUGACUUGCCUCAGAUUGUGGUCGUCGGUUCACAGUCGUCAGGGAAGUCGUCAGUCCUUGAAAAUAUUGUCGGAAGGGAUUUUCUGCCUCGUGGUAGCGGGAUCGUAACCAGACGCCCCCUGAUCCUUCAACUUAUAAACGUCCCAAGUGAUCGCACUGAUGUACCCGAACAUGACGAAGUCAAUGUCCCUCACACCGCCGCUUCCGUUGCUGAACAGGGCGAGUGGGCCGAGUUUCACCACCAGCCAGGCAGAAAAUAUGAGGACUUUGCGCAAGUAAAGCAGGAAAUCGAGAAUGAGACGGCCAGGAUUGCGGGGAAUAAUAAAGGAAUAAACCGACAGCCGAUAAACUUGAAAAUUUUCUCCCCACACGUGCUCAAUCUUACAUUGGUCGACCUCCCCGGUUUAACGAAAGUUCCAAUUGGAGACCAGCCUUCGGAUAUCGAGAAGCAGACGCGGAAUCUAAUAUCCGAAUACAUCGCGAAGCCUAACAGCAUUAUCCUAGCGGUGUCCCCUGCCAAUGUGGAUCUUGUCAACUCAGAAGCGUUGAAACUGGCACGCCAUGUUGAUCCUGUCGGCAAAAGGACAAUAGGUGUCUUGACAAAACUUGAUUUGAUGGACCACGGCACGAAUGCCAUGGAUAUUCUUACGGGACGUGUCUAUCCCUUGAAAUUGGGCUUUAUCGGAGUGGUCAAUCGAUCACAACAAGAUAUCCAAGGCGGAAAGCCACUUGCGGACGCUCUGAAAGCCGAAGCUGAAUUUUUUAGGCACCAUCCGGCGUACAGGAAUAUGGCUAUCCGAUGUGGAACUCAGUACCUCGCAAAGACGCUGAAUACAACAUUGAUGGCCCAUAUUCGAGAGAGACUUCCGGAUAUCAAAGCCCGCUUGAAUACGCUCAUGGGUCAAACCCAACAGGAGCUCGCUAGCUAUGGUAACAAACAAUUUAGCGGAAAGGAGCAUCGAGGCUCUUUGAUUUUACAACUGAUGACUCGUUUUGCUUCCUCGUUUAUCUCGUCUAUCGACGGUACUUCCUCCGAAAUAUCAACGAAGGAACUCUGUGGCGGCGCAAGAAUCUAUUACAUUUUUAAUUCUGUGUUUGGAAACUCCCUCGAAACGAUAGAUCCGACCCAGAAUCUCUCAGUGCUUGACAUUAGAACAGCAAUUCGAAACUCGACUGGCCCAAGACCCAGCCUUUUCGUUCCGGAACUCGCUUUUGAUUUACUCGUGAAGCCUCAGAUUAAAUUGCUUGAGAUUCCCAGUCAGAGAUGCGUUGAGCUUGUCUAUGAGGAAUUAAUUAAGAUUUGCCACACAUGUGGCUCGACCGAACUAUCCCGAUUCCCGCGCUUGCAAGCCAAGCUAAUCGAAGUGGUCUCGGAUUUACUGCGUGAGCGGCUUGGUCCGUGUUCAAAUUACGUCGAGUCCCUGAUUUCGAUACAGCGCGCUUAUAUCAAUACGAAUCAUCCCAAUUUCCUUGGAGCAGCCGCUGCCAUGUCGUCGGUUAUCCAAAGCAAGCAAGAGCAGGAGAGGAAAGCUGCUCUGGCUGAGGAUAAACGUAAACGUGAGCGCAGACGGCUCAAGGAGCUCGGCGGUGUAAAUGGCACGGCUACACCGGAAGAAAAUGAGGAUCAUCACGAAGAUGAGAGACACCAAACUCUUCCUAUCCGCGCAAACAAGGUCGGCAGGAGCCAGUCGCCUCAUAUCGGGAAUCUCGAGAACAGCCGGAUUUCAUCGUCGCUUAACGGUUUCCAAGCAGUUUCUCAGCCAACAGGAGGUCGAGAUUCCUUCCUGAACUACUUCUUCGGCAAAGAAGGAGCCCUUCCUGCACCAGGCCCGGCACAAGGAGCUGCACGCCAUGUCAGCCAUUCGACCGAGCCUAGCUUUAGCCAGAGCUUCCGUCGCAGUGAAUUAAGGUCUCCUUCGAUUUCACACAACUUUCCCGACGACGUGACUGCUCCAUCGGAGUAUGGAGAUACAUCCUUAGUUAAGGAUGACACCGAGCCCGCGCUUACAGAUCGCGAAGCCCUCGAGACAGAGCUCAUCCGCCGUCUUAUUUCGUCUUACUUUAACAUCGUUCGGGAAACCAUUGCCGACCAGGUUCCCAAAGCCAUCAUGCAUCUGCUUGUUAACCACAGCAAAGAGGUUGUGCAGAACAGGCUAGUUAGUGAGUUGUACAAGGAAGAACUCUUUCCUGAGCUUCUGUACGAGGAUGAUGGGAUCAAAGCUGAACGAGAAAAAUGCGAGAAAUUACUCGAAACGUACAAGAAAGCGGCGAAGAUCGUGGGAGAGGUGCUGUAAAGGAUCUAGCUGCAUUUCUUCAAACGACAUCCGUGUGCUUUUUUAACCUGUAACAUGCAUCUUUUCUUUUCCCUAAUUUCUUCACUUCGUUACCUCAAAAAUCAUCGUGCAUGCUUGGGAAAGCUCUUUCUCUUUGGCUAUACCUCUUAGUGGCAGGUUCCUAUACUCUCUUCAUUUUCGCAUCUCUACGCGCUCCCCUUUCUCCCCUUUCCGGUUUAAGCAUCUUUCGUUUCUUGCUGCUAUUUCUUGCAUCGUUUGGAUAACAUGAAGAGCCAAGAAUCGGACAAGAACUACUUUUAGAGUGAGUAUAAAACAGGGUCUUCUAUACUCGAAGCCUGAGAAGACUACGCUACGAUGCUGAGGCGACACUUUGAAUGAUGUAUGUAUAUUCUACGGGCAUGUAUUUCCAUUCCACCUUUUUUUUAGCUUUUAUUUUUUAUCUUUUUUUGUACACGAUGAAUGCCGGGGAUGGUGGCUGGCCCUUUUUUUAUCCUUGUUUCGUCCCUUCAUUGUUAAGCACCUGACGUUCGCAUGUCUCUUUACCUAGUCAGGGCGCUUUGGGCACCGUUUCUGGGCGACGGGAUGUGAAACUUUAAUGCAGCUACACGACUUGAUAUUUCGUUACAAGGCCCGUGUAGAUGUGAACUUGUCAUACUAUGUAUUCAAACCAGGCCUUGGGGGUCUGCAAAUCUAGAUAUCUGUUCUAACAUUGGGUAUAAUGCUAUGUAUGUAUAUGCUGUACACAGCAUGUACUCAGAAUGCAGCCUGAGUCUGGUCUAUCUAUCAUGCAUCUAAUGCACCCAAGUCCAACCACAAAAAAAGAGAAUCAGCAUCCAAUCAACUCCAACCCUGUGACAAGCCGGGAAAUACCGGUCUCGGAACCUCAUCUAUACACUUUUUUCUUUUAUCUUCGCCUGCAUCUUCCUUAGCCUAGCCCCCUCCCAUGCAUAGAUACCACCUGCGAGGAAAACUAUUCCAGCACCCGCCAUAACACCAGCAGACAGGUGAUUACCAAACAAAUACACGCUCAGGAUUAAACUCACCAGCUUCCUAAUGUUCAAGACAAUAGUCACUGUGAGGGAAGAAGACUUCGCGCUAAGCAAAUACACGCCACGAAUGCAAAGAUAUUGUGUCAGUGCGUUCAAGAGAAGAUAGAUCAUUUUCAGCGGCACACGUGAAAGAAGUGAGUGCAAAGGAGGGCUAUCGACAAGUGAGGUCAGGAGGAGAUAGGGCUGGAACAGGCUGUGGUCAGAGAGAAAAGAAGGAAGUAGUGUUGACGCAGAGGCGGGGAUUGUGGAGGAAUUCGGCAUGACACUAUUAAUAGACGAAUGUGCAGACAAGGUAGAAGCAAGAACGGGGAAAGAUGCGAGGACUGACGGCGAGGACAGGAGUGAUUUUAUCUGCGGGAUGAAUUUUGGAUAUGUUGGGAUUAGUAUAAGUAACGACAGUGCAUGCGAAUAGAAUAGACCUUCGCGCCAAUUAUCCCGGCCGUAUUUCUGAUAAAGUCUGUCAGCAUAGACACCUUGGAACGCUGCAAGAAUCAUGGCGAGACCCAAAAUCGCAAAUCCGAGUAAUGUUCUCGUUGGGGAGACCUCAUUAUCACUGGAAUUCAAGCCAAGAUCUAGCGAUUUGCCUUUUGCACUGGCGUCAGCGAGCGCAGAGGUGACC